Nematostella vectensis (starlet sea anemone) is the source of this 1295-nucleotide messenger RNA. RefSeq names its product globin-2. Lineage: Eukaryota; Metazoa; Cnidaria; Anthozoa; Actiniaria; Edwardsiidae. Gene Ontology annotation, molecular function: oxygen binding; heme binding; iron ion binding. The transcript is spliced from 4 exons. Gene Ontology annotation, biological process: oxygen transport. The coding region runs from base 221 to 724 and encodes 167 amino acids. The record is from RefSeq and is a predicted model, not a curated record.
AAAUGACCACAAACAAACGAUAAGAUGCUGCGAGUGUUUCGCCCUUUUUGGUGUCACGUGAACAACGCGAUCCUUAAAGUUCAAUAGGACUUCUGGGGAAUUCAACUAUUCAGUAAACAAUCAAAUCGAGUUGUAAUCCCUGGUCGAGACAGCGGUCCGUUGCAACGAACGGCCUAACACAAUCAACAUACUUCUAAGCCAAGAUAAGAAAGAUCUGAACAUGGGCUGCUCUUCAUCGUUAAGCCAGGCAAAUCUCCCUCGUACAAUGCCUCUAUCGGAGGCUCAGAAGUACCUCGUCCGUGAAACAUGGGAGACGAUAGAACCGCAGAAACAAACGGUCGGCAAAAAGGCUUUUCUCAGAUUUUUUGAUAUGAACCCCGACUAUCAAAACCUCUUCCCAGAGUUUAAGAGUCUAUCUUACGAAGAACUACAGAAGGCCAACGCCCUGCACGGACACGCCAAGCGGGUGAUGAAAGCCGUAGAGAACGCAGUCAUGUCCAUCGAUGACGUCAUGAGUUUCUCCGCGUACCUUGAGGAGUUGGGAAGGCGACACAAAACGCGGGCGCUCAAGCCAUCUUAUCUCGAGGCGAUGCAUGGCGCUCUUAUGGACACGUUACGUAACCUACUGCAGUCCCAAUGGACAGAGGAAACCGCCGAGGCCUGGAACAAACUUUUCUCUUUUAUAUCAACUACGAUGGUGCGAGGCCUGCAGAGCCGUGACUGAAGCAUGUCGGCGAUCACGUGACGUGUGUCUUCCUGGCGGUGACACUUCACGUUAUGCAUCCCAGGCAACCGUCACGUGAUGUGUCUCUAUAGUUACAGUCACCUGAUGUGUCUCUAUAGUUACAGUCACCUGAUGUGUCUCUAUAGUUACAGUCACGUGAUGUGUCUUCAUAGCUGUAGUCCCAGAUAGUCACGAGAUUAUUCUCCACACCACCUUACGCUGCUUGUUUCCAUGACGACAGGCAUUAUGUGUCUUCAUAGCGGCAGUACAUGAUUUAUACUAUGCUGCAAUUGAAUGAGUUUAGUUUGUAAAUAUUUAGCACACAAACAUCUUACUUAAAAUAAAUAACAUUGAAAAAAAAAGGAACAGUGAAACAUCGAAAUAUACUUUGUGCAUGCCCUGGCGGCCAUCAUCAAGUCCCAAACCUUUCCCAAGGGGCCCAGAAUAAAAAAUACAGUUCACGUCGGAUUUGUGUGUGUCAAGGCAAGUAUUAACAAAAACGACGAGUUUCUAGAAUGUGGACUUCGACUUAUUAGAGUGUGCUUUCUUAUAAAUAAAUAAAUAAAUCGCU